Messenger RNA from Penicillium roqueforti, 798 nucleotides. RefSeq lists its product as uncharacterized. The record is from RefSeq and is a predicted model, not a curated record. Lineage: Eukaryota; Fungi; Ascomycota; Eurotiomycetes; Eurotiales; Aspergillaceae. The coding region runs from base 1 to 798 and encodes 265 amino acids. The transcript has a single exon.
AUGCGUUCGCUUUACCUCCUCGCAACUCUGCUUCUAAACCAACGGGCCGCUAUUGCUCUGAGUCUGAGCACCACCGAGCUUGUCGAACAGCUGUUUCUAGACUUCACCAUCGACGAGGUGGUUCAAAAUGACACAAGAGGGUUCCCUAUCGUCGAGCCUUGGGCAAGCGAAUACGUGAACGCCACACAGGAGGGACGAUUCGGCGACGCAGUGUGGGCCAGAUACCACAUUUCCGGGGAUGUGGACAGCAGCACCGGCAUCAUCGAGGGCACAAACUUGACCGUUCUUCAGAGUAUCGAGGAAGACGCAUUGGGCUACAGAAGCUCCGAGCCAGAGCUAUAUGCCAAUGCCCUCUUAUUCUACGGCAACACAAGCAAGACAGAUUCGCACACCGACAUCAUUGACCUCUUCACGACUAUCGCCCAGCAAACUCCCGAAGAAGCCCAGGAGAGCCUCAACAAGCGUGUUACAUACGGCAUUAAAUGCAGUACGGGUAACCUUGCGUACAAGUCUAGCUGCCUUUCCCUUCUCCAGAAUAUGUCCCAGUCGCGGUCGAACAUUGGCAACAUAAGGAGAAUUUACACUUACAGUUCGUGCAAUCUCAGGGUUGGUCCUUAUCACGGUUCUUAUACCGAUCUGAGCUAUUACACUGCCCAUUCCGUUGCACGAUUGAUUGAGGACCAGUGCACGUACUGUCCUGCGUGCACUAACAAUUUGAGGGUCUCGGGAUACUCGCCCAAGAACUCUGGACAUCGUAAGGUGUGUCUGAGCAGCAAAAGGACGGGGUGCUCGCCCUAG